AAUGAAGCCGGCAAAGUACCACUACACCCUUGGGAAUGGCCAACCACACCUUGGCAGAGAAUCCAUUUAGAUUUUGCUGGGCCGUUCCUAGGACGAAUGUUUCUUAUCAUUGUAGAUGCACACUCGAAGUGGCCUGAAGUGGAAAUAAUGCCAUCCACCACAUCGACGCAGACCAUUGACCGACUCCGAACUAUUUUUGCCCGACAUGGAGUGCCAGCACAGGUGGUGACCGACAAUGGGCCACAAUUUACAUCCGCAGAGUUCCAACUAUUUUUGAAGACUAAUGGUAUCAAGCAUAUUACCACGGCCCCAUUCUACCCUGCAACCAACGGUCAAGCGGAACGUUUUGUUCAGAGUUUCAAACAUGCUAUGAAAUGCGAGAAACAAAGUGCUUCCCAGCUGAAAACUAAUAUGGCAAAGUUCCUUUUGGCUUACCGGAAUACCCCGCAUUCGACGACUGGAGAAUCACUGUCCGUGUUGUUUUUGGGCAGACCGCUACGGACUCGCCUCGAUUUGGUGAAACCUGAUUUACAAAGGAAAGUGAUGAAUAGGCAAAUCGAUCAAGCGGGGAGGAAAGGACAUUCCCCCACACGUCAGUUAUCCAUUGGUCAGACUGUCAUGGCACGCAACUACAGUGGGAAAGACAAGUGGCUACCAAGCAUAGUUCGAGCUCAAACGGGACCCCUUUCGUACGAGAUAAAAGUUGGUCCAAAUCGAAUUUGGCGACGUCACAUCGACCAGCUUCGAGCCUCGAGUGUGAAAGUAAAUGACCAGAGUGAUGAUACGGCUGAACCUCAUCCAGAGCUCGGAGAGACUGGCCAGAAUAUUGCACCAGCAGAAGAAAUUGUCGCAGAGCCGGAUAUCGAACUAGCCAUGAAUCCAUCAGUAGUGCAACAAGUAGCCGGUAGGGCUACAAUAGGAACACAACAAGUAGCCGGUAGGGCUACAAUAGGAUCUGAACAACGCUACCCAACUAGAUCACACCAACCACCCGAGAGGUGGGGUCUUAACUGUUUGAUCCGAAAACUGUUUAAGAAAACUACAUAG
Messenger RNA from Paramuricea clavata, 1047 nucleotides. Lineage: Eukaryota; Metazoa; Cnidaria; Anthozoa; Malacalcyonacea; Plexauridae. The record is from the annotation of a GenBank genome assembly.